AUGAAAGACCCUUGUUCCCAUAGUGUGAUUCAAUGGUCCAACUCCAUGUUUUUGCCUCUUCACCCUCACCAUUCUCGGCCCUUUUCCUACUUCUCAUCAGGUAACUUGGUUGCUGGCACUCCCUGCCAUGCAUCUGCUUCCUCCCCUCCGUUCGAAGCUCUUCCUCUCAUCAACUUCCUAGGCCUUCAUAUGCCCAACGAGCCUUCACCCUCUCAUGGCACGUCGAAACGAGAUGAGAGCCUGUUUCUGCAGAAAGCCGGUGCUGACGGUGAUAAUUAUAAUGGCGUAACCGUGGCUCUACAGAUAGGACUCCCCAUAACUCCUAGUCCGGCUCCAGAGCUAAGAAAAGAGGAAACAACCGUGGAUGUGGCCGAUGCCAUCAGGUGUCACUACUGGAUCCCUACUCCUAAGCAGAGUCUGGCUGGUCCUCCACAAUUCUCAUGUCCCGUUUGUCACAAGACCUUCAACAGACAUAAUAACCUUCAGAUGCAUAUGUGGGGACACGGAUCGGAGUACAGGAAAGGGCCCGAGUCAUUGAAAGGAACAACAGGGAGUAGAAAAGCACGAGCACAAGAAGGUGGUGAUGGCCUGAUGCUGCAAAGGAUGCCGUGCUAUUGCUGCGCACCUGGGUGCAAACACAACAUCCGACACCCGAAAGCAAGGCCACUCAAGGACUUCAGGACCCUUCAGACCCACUUCAAGAGAAGGCAUGGCUAUGGAAGCAAGCCAUUCACUUGUCGAAAAUGUAGCAACAAGUCAUUCGCAGUGAAAGGCGACUGGAGAACCCACGAGAAAAACUGCGGCAAGAUUUGGUACUGCAUCUGUGGCUCGGACUUCAAGCACAAGAGAUCCUUGAACGACCAUGUUAGGGCCUUUGGCAUUGGCCAUGCUCCUUCAUUUACUUGA
This is a messenger RNA of Rhodamnia argentea, 906 nucleotides long. Its product is annotated as zinc finger protein WIP5-like. Gene Ontology annotation, cellular component: nucleus. NCBI's taxonomy places the organism in Eukaryota, Viridiplantae, Streptophyta, Magnoliopsida, Myrtales, Myrtaceae. Gene Ontology annotation, molecular function: DNA-binding transcription factor activity. The transcript has 2 exons. The record is from RefSeq and is a predicted model, not a curated record. Bases 1 to 906 code for a protein of 301 amino acids. Gene Ontology annotation, biological process: regulation of gene expression; anatomical structure development.